AUGAAAAGAUUUUUCGAAAGCGGAAGCUCAAAUACUAAAAAACAGAAAACACAGGCGAAUCGUAAAUAUGACGAUAGUUACUUACAAUUUGGAUUCGUUGUAAAAUUUGGUUCUGAGAAUUCUACUCCGUUACCUCAAUGUGUAAUUUGUCAAGAAACACUUUCGAAUCAAAGCAUGAAGCCAUCGCUACUUAAGCGCCACCAAUUAUCGAAGCAUCCAGAAACAGAAAAUAAACCUAUUGAAUUUUUUCAGAGAAAAGUUACUAUUUUCCGAAAGGAAUCGAAAUGCAUGUCUAGUUUUACGAACUUUAAUGAAAAUAUCGUUAAAGCAUCUUAUUUAGCAAGUUUAAUUAUUGCUAAAGAUGGAAAACCACACACAAUUGGGGAAACAUUAGUGUUGCCAGCAGCAAAAGAAAUCGUGCGAUGUGUUCUUGGAGACAAGGCUGCAAAAGAGAUAGAAAAAGUGUCACUUUCAAACGAUACAGUCAAAAGAAGAAUUGAUGACAUGUCGUCGAAUAUAAAAGAAAAAAUAUUGCUUUAUGUGAAAGAUUGUAAUUUCUUUGCUCUACAAAUUGAUGAGAGUACUGAUAUUGCUAACAUGGCUCAAUUAAUUGUAUUCAUACGUUUCGAUCGCAAUGAUGAAAUUAUUGAAGAGUUUUUGUUUUGUAAGCCUUUACAAACCCACACAAUAUCAGAAAUUAUUUUUACAACCAUUAAUGAAUACUUGAUUGAAAUAGAUCUGCCGUGGAGUAAAUGUGUGGGUUUUUGUUCUNAAGAUUAUUCACAGUAUUAUGUAACGAAAUGGGCAGUACUCAUAACUCUCUUCUUCUCCACACAGAGGUAAGGUGGCUUUCACGAGGAAAAGUCCUCACCAGACUAUUCGAGCUAAGGUCAGAAGUUUUAUUAAUUCUGACUGAUAUUGAUGAAGAAAAGUCCAAAUUGUUUUGUGAUGUCGAAUGGCUGUCAAGACUAGCUUACAUGGCUGACAUAUUUGACCGUUUAAAUAUUUUAAAUUUAAGUCUGCAAGGAUCAAACACAAACAUGUUUUAUACUAGUGAUAAAGUUAAUGCAUUUGUGAGAAAGUUGGAUUUAUUUAUUUCGCAAGUAUCUAAGAAUGAUCUUUCAGCAUUCGAGACACUUAACACAUUUUGGAACGAUAACGAAGUUCAGCCAAAUUCAAAUAUAAUUACAGACAUUUCGGAACACCUACAAUCACUAAAAUCCAAUGUUUUACAAUAUUUCCCUGAGGAUAACUCAGAAAUGAAAUGGAUCAUAAACCCUUUCGUAGAUGAUUAUAUUAAGAAUAUUCCAGAUGGCAUUUUGGCAAAAGAAUUAUUUAUUGACUUAACCAGUGACUCUACCCUAAAAACCGCUUUCAAUAACAAAAAUAUCACUAAUUUUUGGCUGGACGUGAAAAAAGAAUACUCGGCAUUGUCCACACAAGCUUUACAGUUUUUAAUCCCUUUUGUAUCAACAUAUCUGUGCGAAAAAACAUUUUCUGACUUAUUGUACAUAAAAAAUAAAUAUAGAAGUAGAUUAAACGUAGAAAGUGAUUUAAGACUUAAAGUUACCAAUUUGGAGCCCGAUAUUGAUGUCAUCAUUCGUUCAAAACAACACCAAUCGUCUCAUUGA
Messenger RNA from Cinara cedri, 1631 nucleotides. The record is from the annotation of a GenBank genome assembly. NCBI's taxonomy places the organism in Eukaryota, Metazoa, Arthropoda, Insecta, Hemiptera, Aphididae.